This is a messenger RNA of Contarinia nasturtii (swede midge), 954 nucleotides long. RefSeq names its product vitamin K epoxide reductase complex subunit 1-like. The record is from RefSeq and is a predicted model, not a curated record. Gene Ontology annotation, molecular function: vitamin-K-epoxide reductase (warfarin-sensitive) activity. The transcript has 4 exons. Gene Ontology annotation, biological process: peptidyl-glutamic acid carboxylation; vitamin K metabolic process. Lineage: Eukaryota; Metazoa; Arthropoda; Insecta; Diptera; Cecidomyiidae. Bases 228 to 773 code for a protein of 181 amino acids.
UAACAGUAAUCAUAAACAAACGUGAAAGCAAACGGCAUACUCGGGCGUCUCCAAGCGCAAAACAAAACAAAUCUCGCAUCGUAUAGGCACAACGGUUUUUUUUACGUGAUCCAUACACCAUACAUUUUAUCCACUUUUGGUAAUUCGCAUUCAAGUGAACGAUUUACAAUUGGCGUGAACAAUUUUUUUCGUCUCGUUCAGACCAUAGAGGAGUGACGACAUUUGAGAUGGCUGCAUCUGUUAAGCAAUUGUCGACGUUUAUUGCAAUUGCAUGCGUCAUUGGUUUGGCGCUAUCGCUAAACUCGUACUAUUUGGCCAUUACAUUGGAAGAGGAUGAUGAAUACGAAGCGUGGUGCGAUAUUAGCGGUUACUCUAGCUGCACCAAAGUUCUUCAAUCCGAGUAUAGUAGUGGUUUUGGCUUGAUUGCUCCAUACCUCGGAAACGAUUCAUUUCUCAACGUAUCCAAUGGCAUAUUUGGUCUUUUGUUUUACACGAUCGAAUUAAUCUUGGGUUUUUCAACGAGUUCGUUGACCGUCAAAGCUCAAGCGGUCCUGUUGUUCUUAUCAAACGCAGUUUUGGCAUGGUUGGCAUAUGUGCUGCUCUUCGAGAUUCAAGAAUUGUGUAUUAUUUGCAUCGGCUUGUAUUUCACCAAUGUCAUUAUCACCGUUUUGACGAUUGUCCGUUUUCGACGGCUGCAACAAGCAAAACCGAAACCAUCGAGCGGAACAAAGAAAAAAGCGCCAGCCAAGAAAGGAAGAUCCAAAAAAGACUAAAACUAGUCAAUCUUUAUUUAUUAAGAAACAUUCCAAAUACCAAAUUUUCUUUUUUUUUUCUAGUGUGACACUUUUCGUACCAAAAAUGAUAAAACCAUUUAAAUUAGUUAUGUGUAGUAAAUCUUGUACAUCUACCUCAAAAUCACUAAAUUAAAUGAAUCGCUUCACGUUUGAGAAUAAA